AUGGAUGAGAUACCAUGUCCGCAUGCAUGGGCUUUUUUGAAGAGUAAAAGCCUUAUGCCUGAUGAUUUUUGCUCAGAUCUAUUCAAACCAAAAACAGUGGUGAAGACGUAUGAUGUGCCAGUUGAUCCUCUACCUAACGAGAGUGAGUGGAAUAUUUCUAAACAUAUAUCCGAUGAAGUUGUUUUACCACCGAGAUACAAGAGACCCCCAGGAAGGCCAAAGAAAAAGCGAGACAAACCAUUAAUGAAGACGAUGAUUGGUAAACGUAGGAACGCUUCUAAUACUUGUGGACGUCUUGGCCACAAUAGGCGUUCUUGUUCUAAUGAGCCUCGUAAGAAGUAG
This is a messenger RNA of Lycium ferocissimum, 342 nucleotides long. RefSeq lists its product as uncharacterized. The transcript has a single exon. The record is from RefSeq and is a predicted model, not a curated record. Bases 1 to 342 code for a protein of 113 amino acids. NCBI's taxonomy places the organism in Eukaryota, Viridiplantae, Streptophyta, Magnoliopsida, Solanales, Solanaceae.